Molecule: messenger RNA, 981 nt
Organism: Phlebotomus argentipes
Lineage: Eukaryota; Metazoa; Arthropoda; Insecta; Diptera; Psychodidae
Gene: MAGE
Product: melanoma-associated antigen B3
Exons: 3
Coding region: 13-705 (230 amino acids)
Cellular component (GO): nucleus
Source: RefSeq, a predicted model, not a curated record
AAGAAAAUAGUGAUGUCUUGUGAAGAAUCAGCAAUAAAAGUGGUCAAGUUCAUUCUCAAUGUGGUCGAGAAGAGGCUGCCCAUCAAGAGGGGUGAAAUAAUGGGCGCUAUGAACGAUGGCUUUGCGACAAACAAGACAUAUCCGGAAGUCAUGGUCCGUGUGGAACAUCACCUCGCAAAGACUUUUGGCUAUGCAAUCCAGGAUGUAAUGGUCAAAAACACCAAGAGCUACAUUGUCGUGCCCAAAAACAUAACCUCACAUUUGGUUAUGCCUCCCGGAAAAUGGCCUGAAGUUACACUUCUCUACCUAACGCUCACUUACAUCUUCAUGAAGGGUGGAAAAGUGGCAGAAAAUACUCUAUGGAGGUUCCUGGGUACUCUCAACAUCUCACAGGAAGAACGCAGUGAUGGAAUCUUCAGAAACGCAAAUAAACUCCUCACAGAAACCUUCGUCAAACAACUGUAUCUCGUCCGGGAGAAAGAUUACGAGGAGGGCGGAGAUGCAGAUUUCGUUAUCCAAUAUUCCUGGGGGCCCAGGAGUGAGUUUGAACUGUCCAAAAAGGCUGUCCUUGAUUAUGUGGCUCAGGUUCUCAAGAGACCGGCGAGGAGCUUCAUUUUGCAGUACAGGGAACUUUAUGGCGCACCAGCGAGCAGUAGAGAUGGUGAAUCAAGUCAGGCAGCGCCGUCAUCGCUGAUCCCACUUUGAUUUGGAAGAUCUUGCAGCAAUAUUUGGCUUGUCCUGUGAACCAACAGGCGUGCUGAUAAUUCUCUCAAGUUUCUUCUCCUCUUUCAUCAUCAUCUUCCGGCGCUUUUUGAGACUCGGCACAUCAUCGAGUUCGUCAAACAUUUCUUUUUCAAUUUCAUUAAUAUCAUCAAUUGGACGCUUGAAUUUUCCACCAUAAUCAUCAUCUCUGUAAGAGAAUUUGAAUUUAAUGUUAAAUGAAUUCACAAGAUUAGAUUAACAUGAAAUAACCUGAAGUAA